UUCCUUUGGAAUAAGGCCGGAUUGUAAUCAAUGUUUCAAGUCGGUAAAAGUAGAAGGUAAAUUAAUUCAUGUUUAUUCAUUUGUGCUUACUGUACUUCAUCAGUUGGUGCACCGAAUGACAUGAAACAUUGGCUAGUUUGUAGUCUGUACAAUAUGGUAGCUUCAAUAUAAUACAAGUUAGCGGUUUCCUAACUGGGGUUCGUUGACUAAGGGUCUUUACACUAGUUUUAAGAGGCUCCACAAUGUACAGCAAUGAUUGUAAAUAAAUAAAAAGCUUUCUGCUUUUUCUUUUGUUGGUGUGCUUUUUGCAUUUUUUCUAUAGCAGUUUUUGAUUUUUAAAGGGCCGCGCAAUAUCAGAAUAAUCGCGAAAGGUCCACCAGACAACAUUUAUAAGAUUAAAGUAAAAUAUUUAUUCCACACCGGAAAAAAAUCUUUCUGCGAGCACAAACUGAAUUAAAUAUAAAGAUUGUUGCUUGAAUGAAAAGGCGUGUUUUGUGCAUGUUUUUUAGGUGCUCGGACGAGAUAUUUUGGUCUGUGUGAUGUCUGCUAUAUUGUUUGCUACUAACUUACUGUGUAGAAUAAGAAUAGUUUAUAUUUAGAACUGGUACUACUAUAGUUGUAUUAUCGAAUGACCAUCUCAGUAAGUGGAUGUUUAUGUUUUAGAUAUAACAGCGGUUUCUACUCAGUAAAUAUGUAUUGGAUAAAUUGUUUAGAAAUAUUGGCUUGAGAGAGGUUAUUGCAAUAGGUUAUGAAAGGUCAAAGAUGAUGAUUUAUUUUUAAAUUUUGUAAUCGCUUAAAUUUCUGCAGUUCAUGUAAUUAGGUAAUAUUGCGAGCCUAAAUAUGGCGGUAUCUUGUCGAUUCUAUUCUGAAAAGUUUCCAGAAGUUGAAGAUGUGGUGAUGGUGAAUGUGCAAUCUAUUGCUGAGAUGGGAGCUUAUGUUCGCUUACUUGAGUACAACAAUAUAGAAGGAAUGAUCCUGUUGAGUGAAUUGUCAAGAAGAAGAAUUCGGUCGAUUAAUAAAUUGAUUCGUGUUGGAAGAGAUGAAUGUGUGGUCGUGAUUAGAGUCGAUACAGAGAAAGGAUAUAUCGAUCUUUCCAAGCGUCGUGUUUCGCCAGAAGAGGCAAAGAAAUGCGAGAACAAAUACUCCAAAGCAAAAUGUGUGCACAGCAUCUUACGCCACACUGUUGAACUUCUACAUAAGGCAGGGGUGGAGGUAGAUUUUGAAGAUCUAUUUGAGCGCACCGCUUGGAGCUUUGAUAAAACCUAUAAGCGUCCUAAUGAGAAAUACCCGGCUUCUUAUGAUAGUUUCAAACGAGCUGUUGAUGAACCUCAGAUUCUAGAUGAGCUGGACAUCACAGACACUGAGAAAGAUGUUCUGCUGAAGAAUAUCAAACGAAGACUCACUCCACAAGCGAUGAAGAUUCGAUCGGAUGUGGAAGUUUCAUGUUACGCAUAUGAAGGCGUGGAUGCGGUCAAGCGAGCUUUGAAGAAAGGUCUAGAAUGUGCAAGCGAAGAGCAUAAUAUCAAGAUAAACCUCAUCGCCCCUCCACUCUAUGUUCUCACAACUCAAUCUCUGGACAGGAAUCUUGGCUUGGAAGUUCUGCAGAAAGCACUGGAUGCGAUUGAGGAGACGAUAAAAGAUGCGGAUGGGACUUUCAAUGUUAAAUUGGCUCCGAAAAUUGUGACGGACAUUGAUGAGAUUGAGUUGCAGAAAGAACUUGAACGACUCGCGGUUGAAAACGAGGAAGUUGACGGUGAUGAUGAACCAGAUGAAUAUGAAGAAUAAACAUCUAAUAUAACAUGCAAUACGUUCAUCAACUUUUAUUUAAAUUCUGGUGUAUGAAAUUUAAUUAUGUUAUUAUGCCUUAGGUUAAUGGUUAUAAUUAACAAUGAUUUGUUUUAAGAUCAGGUUCAGAAAGGAUCACAUUAAAAUUUUUACAGUACAUUUGUACAUAAAACCGCUGAUUUUGAAGAUAAAAAAGUUCUAACAAAGAUUAACUACUUGUGUUACUUUCAGUCAUACAGCUUUGCUUUGUUCUUGUACAGAGAAAAAUAUAUGUUUUCUUUUAUAG
Molecule: messenger RNA, 2071 nt
Organism: Ciona intestinalis (vase tunicate)
Lineage: Eukaryota; Metazoa; Chordata; Ascidiacea; Phlebobranchia; Cionidae
Product: eukaryotic translation initiation factor 2 subunit 1-like
Biological process (GO): translational initiation
Cellular component (GO): eukaryotic translation initiation factor 2 complex; eukaryotic 48S preinitiation complex
Molecular function (GO): ribosome binding; translation initiation factor activity; RNA binding
Source: RefSeq, a predicted model, not a curated record